AUGUCUCGCUUAUCAAUCGCCGACAUCGACUCCCUCCGCGCCAAUUCCGCACCUAUCCCUUGCACCAUCGCACCCUCCACCAGCUCCGAGUCCUUCAAGUCUGCGCACAACCAUGCAAAGCCGAAAUCAACACCCCUAUCCCACCACUUCAGUCUCGAGAGUCGAGGGUUCCAUGGCUCCGCGUUGAAGAACUCGGCGCGUCUCCCGGGUACUCGGAAGGUCAUCUCUCUGGGGACCGGCCGGCCAACAGCGGAGCAUUAUCCGUGGAAUGCCGUGCUCUUCCAGGCUAAGGGGAAUGCGCUGCCGAAUGAAAAGUGUGAGCAGAUGAUCGGCAAGCACGAUGAAGGGUAUAACCUGUCUCUGGCCCUGAGCUACGGUCAUGCCGCUGGAUCGCCGCACCUGGUGCGCUUUGUGACCGAGCACGUGGAGCUCGUGCAUAACCCGCCCUAUGCGGACUGGGGGACGAUGCUCUCGGCUGGGUCGACGUCUGCGCUGGAGAUCGCGUUGCGCGUUUUCUGUAACCGUGGGGAUACGAUUCUGGCGGAGCGGUAUACGUAUUCCGGGGCGGUUGAAGUGGCCAAUUUGGUGGGGGCUCAGGUUCAAGGCAUCCGGAUGGAUUCGGAGGGGAUGUGUCCGGAUCAUCUGCGUGAGGUGCUGAGUUCUUGGAAUGAGGAGUCAAGGGGACCUAGGCCCUCGGUUUUGUAUACGAUUCCGUCGGGGCAGAAUCCCACGGGUGCGACGCAGUCGGUGGCGAGGAGAAGGGCGAUUUAUCAGGUUGCCGAGGAGUUUGACCUGGUUGUCAUCGAAGAUGAUCCGUAUUAUUUCCUAAGACUGGGCGAUUGCACUGGACAGCGGAGAAAUGACAGCGACCAAGAUGAUAUUCCCUCUUAUCUGUCUCUUGACCGGGCAGGUCGCGUCGUGCGACUGGAUUCGGCAUCUAAGAUUCUCGCCCCGGGACUGCGCGCUGGGUGGGUGACGGCGAGUAGCCUGGUCAUCGAUAAGUUCCUUGCUUAUCAUGAGGUCAGCACUAUUGCAGUGAACGGUCCGGCGCAGUUGAUGCUGUGGAAGUUACUGGAUGACACCUGGGGCCACCAGGGCUUCUUCUCUUGGCUUGAUAAUCUAUCCCGUGGCUAUCGCUCCCGCCGGGAUACUAUUCUGGACGCCUGCAAGCGGUACUUGCCCAAGGAGGUCUGUGACUGGGUACCACCGGAGUAUGGUAUGUUCCUCUGGGUCAAGUUGGAUUGGAAAAAGCAUCCGCGGUUUAAGACCCAGACCGAGUUCGAGGAUGUAACGCAGAAACUUGUGGAGAUAGAGGGCCGAAUUAUGUCCUGUGCGCUCCUGAAUGGAGCACAGGUUACCAAAGGGUCUCUCUUUCAGUGCAACAAGGAUUUGACGGACGAGCUGCAUUUUCGGAUGACCUUUGCGGCUGCCCCGGAGGGUGAUUUGGCCGAGGGGGUGAGAAUAUUUGCCAACGCUGUAACAGACGAGUUCUCUUGUUAG
Molecule: messenger RNA, 1500 nt
Organism: Aspergillus steynii IBT 23096
Lineage: Eukaryota; Fungi; Ascomycota; Eurotiomycetes; Eurotiales; Aspergillaceae
Product: aminotransferase-like domain-containing protein
Exons: 1
Coding region: 1-1500 (499 amino acids)
Biological process (GO): aromatic amino acid catabolic process; L-tyrosine biosynthetic process
Molecular function (GO): L-2-aminoadipate:2-oxoglutarate transaminase activity; aromatic-amino-acid:2-oxoglutarate transaminase activity; pyridoxal phosphate binding
Source: RefSeq, a predicted model, not a curated record